Molecule: messenger RNA, 318 nt
Organism: Rangifer tarandus platyrhynchus (Svalbard reindeer)
Lineage: Eukaryota; Metazoa; Chordata; Mammalia; Artiodactyla; Cervidae
Source: the annotation of a GenBank genome assembly
AUGUCCUCAGCCAAGCUGGAAGCCAUUAAUGAACUGAUUCGCUUUGACCAGGUAUGUACAAAGGACCUAGUCUUAGAGAUACCCUCUGAGAUAGAGAGCCAAGUCAGUGUGGUAGUGAAGAUUGAGGAAGCACCUUUCACCUCAGAAAAAGAUCACCCUGAAUUCACCGUCUCAGUGAAGGAAGAACUUGUAGAAGAUGACUUCAUUCCGGAGCUGGAUAUCUCAGAUCCACUUCCGAUCGUCCACUGCCUGAAGCCGUCUUCCUGCCCGCCGAUGCUUGUGGUGACUGUAGCUCUGAGGGUUCCCCUUCUCCCUUGA